UAAAAUUAUUAAAAAGGGGAUUAUUUUAUAGGGAAUAAUUUUUUACACAUCGUUUCUAUCUCUAGAACCGCCGUUCUCCAUCUCUUUUCGCUGUUCUCUUCUCUUUCUCUAAAACCGACAAUCAAUCGGACUUAGGUCUUCGGACGACGCCAAUCAGGCCAGUUCUUCGUCUCCUCCAACUCCACAUUAAAGCAUCCAGAUCCUUCAAAUCUCCCAUCUCCUCUAGCGCGAACUAGUUUGAUGGAGGCUGCAGCUUCUUCUAUUGGACAACAGAGUGCAUCCCGUUCCUUCAGUGGAGUGUGUGCAGUUGAAGACUUCGUGGAUGAAAUUAUAAAGAAACUUCAGGCAUUCCGUCAUAUUGAAGGUCAACCAAAAUAUGAUUCCGGGGUAUAUGCGUUUGCCAUAGAGGCCUCUUGUUCAAUACAAAAUUUAGUUCGUGGUCCCCCAAUUAUGCCGAGCCUGAUUCCUAUAGAGUUAUACAUUUUCAAAACAACCAUGAUGCACUCUAUAAGGAAACUCAUCGGCACUCCACGCAAUUCGGCCCCUAUAGUACCUGUGCAGAACACAGCUUUGCAGGACCAGGAAUUUGCAAAGGAAAUUUUUAUUGAUCCUGUUGGUGUUCCCGAUGAUGAUCUUAUUAUUGAUCCCAUAGAUGUUGUUCCUAUUACCAUUGCUGAUGGUGUUCUUGAUGUUUCUGGUGACGAUCAACAAGACCACACAGUCCAAGCAAAAUAUUCAAGUGAUGGUGUCAUUUUUGUGGAUGCACCGAAACAUUUGGGAUGUCAGAAAGUGACGUUGUUGUCCUUUAUGAUUCUGGGGAUGUCACGCAUGCUGGCAGGAUUUUUUUCGUAUUGGUUCUCUGGAGUUGUUUGUUUGGAAUUGUGAAUUCUUUGAGCUUGGUCGAUUCUUUUGAUGCUUCAUUCAUAAAGAGAAAAAGAGUGAGGCAGGGGAGAAGGGCAGUGACCGAAAUGAAACAAGGAUGCGUAAGAGUGCAGUAACCUAGGUGCGUUCAGUUACAGUGCCUUGGACACGAGGAGUUUAUUGGAUUCUGAUUUGCUUUGAUGCCACGAGAGGGAAAAAUAGACUCUCCGAUGUUGGAGUCAGGUGGGAGGGAUUGUAUAAGCACAGUCAAACAAACAAUAUACUCUGGAAACUAGCAUUUUGGCAUUUGGGACAUGUGCUGCACUCCCUUGGAGAUUUAGACUUUAGUCUUUUUAAUUUCAACAUUUAGAAUAUAGAGUUACAUUCCCUGUGUGUUUAGUUUGUUUUCAAUUUUGGAUUGUAGCAUGCCUGGGCAGUACACAGCCUGCUAAUGUAUUUUUUAUUCUUUUUAAUAAAUUUUAGUUUUCAUA
Cuscuta campestris is the source of this 1352-nucleotide messenger RNA. The record is from the annotation of a GenBank genome assembly. Lineage: Eukaryota; Viridiplantae; Streptophyta; Magnoliopsida; Solanales; Convolvulaceae.